This is a messenger RNA of Batrachochytrium dendrobatidis JAM81, 312 nucleotides long. RefSeq names its product Sm-like protein LSM7. The transcript has 4 exons. The record is from RefSeq and is a predicted model, not a curated record. NCBI's taxonomy places the organism in Eukaryota, Fungi, Chytridiomycota, Chytridiomycetes, Rhizophydiales. Gene Ontology annotation, biological process: mRNA splicing, via spliceosome; nuclear-transcribed mRNA catabolic process. Gene Ontology annotation, cellular component: U2-type prespliceosome; U12-type spliceosomal complex; catalytic step 2 spliceosome. Gene Ontology annotation, molecular function: RNA binding. The annotation marks the transcript as partial.
GGCGGCCAUGGACGACCUACAGAGAAACCCAAAAAGGAGAACAUUCUGGAUCUAACUAAAUACAGCAACAAGAAAAUCAUUGUGCAGUUCCAAGGAGGUCGUCAAGUUGCUGGAAUCCUCAAAGGCUAUGAUCCACUCUCCAACUUGGUGUUGGACGAUGCAGAAGAGUUUAUUCGAGAUUCAUCAGAUCCGUCAGUAUUGACAGGAGAAACUCGCAAGAUUGGACUGGUGGUGACUCGAGCACCACCCAUGGUUCUAAUCUCACCAUUUGAUGGAACAGAAGAAACAGAAGACCCAUUUUCAGCUGCAGAG